GAACACGGAAACAAUAGCUUAGUAGAGCAAAGGAUGGGUAGGUUACUGACUACUUGAAAAGUAGCCUACGUCACUAUAAAAGUCCGUGCAGUUGUUUACUUUCGGUCCACAACAGACACUGACAACUAUGGCUCUCGUGAUAAGGAUAAUUUUCCUAGCAAGUGUUGCGUAUUUAACUUCAACAGCGCACGAUGGACCACUGAUCCACACCAAGCUGGGAGCCCUCAGAGGCGAGUACUUGCGAGUGAGGGGAAAGACGACAGUGGUGCACUCGUACCUGGGCGUGCCCUUUGCUAAGCCACCUGUGGGACCCCUCAGGUUGGCCCCACCCCAACCUGUGCAGGGAUGGGAGGGAGUCAGGGAUGCCACCAAGCAACCAUUUAUGUGUAUACAAGACCGACAGGUGUCUGUAAAUUUGUCAGAAUCUGUUGGCAUGAUUAUGGAGAUUCCUGAGGUGUCUGAGGAUUGUCUCUAUCUCAAUGUUUACACUCCUGCCUAUCCUGCUGAAGAUGCCAAGUUACCGGUCAUGGUGUGGAUCCAUGGGGGAGGGUUAGCCAUGGGCUCCGCCUCCUUUUAUGAUGGAUCUGUCCUGGCAGCCUAUCAGAAUGUGGUGGUGGUGCUGAUUCAGUACAGAUUGGGAAUGCUUGGCUUCUUCAGCACUGGGGAUGAUAACGCCCCUGGAAACUGGGGACUCUUGGAUCAGGUGGCCGCACUGCAGUGGGUCCAGGAGAACAUCCAGAGCUUUGGAGGGGACCCCUCGUCUGUCACCAUAUUCGGACAGUCUGCAGGGGGGGUGAGCGUGUCACUGCAGCUUUUUUCACCCUUGAGCUCUGGGCUGUUCCAUCGAGCCAUUGCUGAGAGUGGCACUGCAGCCAUGGAUCUCGUCAGCUCAGAGCCUUUGGCCGUAGCCAUGAUGGUGGCCAACGCAUCAAGCUGUGCUGGCACCAAGCCACACGAGAUUGUGGACUGUGUCAUGCAGAUGUCAACUGAGGACAUUUUGAAGAUUGCUAGGAGUCCAGAAUUUAUGUUCUUGGUGACAAUUGAUGGACAAUUUUUACGCAAACCUCUGGAGGAGCUUUUCAAAUCUCACGAAUUCAGCAAAGUGCCAUUAAUUAAUGGCAUUACCAAUGAUGAAUGUGGAUGGUUAAUGCCCGCGUUCAUGGCACCACCUGGCUGGACAGAUGGGAUGGAUCUAGAGACUGCCAAACAGAUCGUCACCCCCUUCCUCCUACAUUCAGGAGCCAGUGAGAUUGACUUCAUUUUGGAAGAGUAUCUGGGGAAUGGAGAGGACAUGUUGAAAAACAGGGAUGCAUUUACAGAGGUCUUUGCAGAUGUAGUGUUCAAUAUACCUGCCAUCAAGCUAUCAAAAGCUCACAGAGAUUCUGGUGCACCUAUAUACAUGUAUGAGUUCCAGCAUCCUCCAAGAUUCCUUUCGUACAAGCGCCCAAGCUUUGUCAAAGUGGACCACGGAGAUGAACUUGCCUUUGUCUUUGGAGGCUGCUUCACGAAAGGCCAUGUCAAGAUAAAUGGUUCGUUCACUGAAGAGGAAGACGAGCUUUGUACGACAGUGAUGUCAUACUGGGGCAACUUCGCGCGCACUGGAUCCCCCAAUGGUCCAGGGUUGACCCACUGGCCGAUGUACGGUGCUGGGGAAGAGUACUUGGGGAUCGGGCUGAAGCAGCAGGUGGGAAGCCACCUGAGGGCCAACCGCUUCACCUUCAUGACGGAGACUCUUCCCAAGAAGAUCCAGGAGAAGAAGCAGCAGCGCAGUGAUGAGCUGUAGAAGGCUGAGCCUCAGAUCCCCAAGAAGAUCCAGGAGAUCCAACAGCAGAAGCAGCAGCACAGUGAUGAGCUGUAGAGGGAAAUCGUCAACUCCAAUCUCUCUUCACAUGAGAACAACACUCCCAUGUCAAAGGACAUAGGAAUUUGUUAUGAAAACAUAAAAAUGAAACCAAUAUCUUAGUGCCAUUGUUGAUGGAAGGAUGGAAUGGAAAAACACAAUUCUUUAAUCAGAGUUCUAUCAUGGCCAGUUGCAGUCAUCUGUUUGUGUUCUCUGUGUGAGGCAACCCUCAGAAACCUUAUGUAUAAGUCUAUGUGUCACCUGGACAAAUCUGAGAACAGUAUGAUGCCUUAACCAGCCCUAGAAAGAGCUGUGUGUGGUACUCAUCCAGGCUUAGAAAACACUGGGGAGAGAAACUGUACUCUAGAGUGAAUGAUUGAUUGAUACAUUGAUCAUAUAUGUUUCACUUUUAUGAGAUGAUUUAUUUUAUUUCAUUUUAAUCUAUUUACUUUUAUAUGCCCUCCUGUGAGUCUGAAAUACAGAUUAAUUUAAUUUAAUUUAA
Alosa sapidissima (American shad) is the source of this 2342-nucleotide messenger RNA. Its product is annotated as fatty acyl-CoA hydrolase precursor, medium chain-like. NCBI's taxonomy places the organism in Eukaryota, Metazoa, Chordata, Actinopteri, Clupeiformes, Clupeidae. The record is from RefSeq and is a predicted model, not a curated record. Bases 128 to 1783 code for a protein of 551 amino acids. The transcript has 13 exons.